Messenger RNA from Aspergillus alliaceus, 600 nucleotides. RefSeq lists its product as uncharacterized. Bases 1 to 600 code for a protein of 199 amino acids. The transcript has 9 exons. The record is from RefSeq and is a predicted model, not a curated record. NCBI's taxonomy places the organism in Eukaryota, Fungi, Ascomycota, Eurotiomycetes, Eurotiales, Aspergillaceae.
AUGUCGAAAACACAAGUUGGCCAGAACCUCCAAGGGAGGCUGGGAGAAUAUAUCAUCAGUAGACAGAUCCAGGAGGCAGUUUGGUUCGCAGAAAAUCAACGCAAAGAAUCAGUUGUGAAUAUUCUGCAACGAUUCCGACGUUUGACGCCACACCUCAGAUCACUACCAGAUGAGGUUCAAAAGCCUGCCGAACCUCCCAUCAUUAAUACCCCUAAUCAAGAGGAACUAAAGCACGUGACAAGAUGUAUAUUAGAGUCAUGGAAUGUCAAACUUGACAAUAUCUUUCUCGGCGAUCUUCGUGGCUGUUAUAACGUUGAUAGUGAGUUCCCAAAGGGAGACGCUUGGAACACAGCAACCGAUAUAUGGUCUUUCGGCGCUGUGUUGAUCAGCUUGAUAUAUAGAAGUGACUUCAACCUGUUCCGGUCACGCACAAUUCAUUUUGGCCACAAAGAAUACAACCUGGAAGUUUUGAAAAAGCAGUUCCGUGAUUUCGGAUCCUUUCCAGCAAAGUACGAAGAAACUGCGAGCCCCGCAGUUGUCACGGCAAUCUUAUACCUGAUGCCUGAGAUUUCUCAAUCACAAACAGAUCCUUUUCCCUGA